AUGAGUCGAUCAGACCGAUACACGGAUGGCAUUCCUCGCAAUGGCGAAUACGACGAGGAUAGAGUCUCUUAUGGACAUCCUCGCAGCGCGAACAACAAGCCAUCGGCGUCUCUAUCUCUUGCUCUCAUUCUGUUCUUCAUCGUUGACAUCGCUGCCUUCCUCGUAAUCGCAAAGAUGCUUCUGAACGUCACUUCGACUUUCCAGAAUGAAGAUGAGAUGGAGUUCAGAAAUCCGUAUUUUGGCCUCGACGAACUUUACGCACAGCAUAGGAUCCAAAGCUCGGUUUACCCUAAAAUUGUCAACGAACCCAAGCUGGCGGCGCAAAUUAGUUCUGCUGAGCCUGACAAAAUAUUUCCAGUGGAUUUACAUCAGUGGUUGAGCGAUUUCGGGCGGCUUUCGCCUCCUGACCGCCGUUUGCAAGUCUCGAAGGAUAUCCACACCAUCAUACAGCACAACGUUCUGGAUUACGGGAUGGAAAAAUGCGCCAUCGCUAUUCGACUGCCCGCUCGCGGCGAUGCUUUACCUCACCCAUACACGUUGCCACCCGCUGGCGACACCGUACGACUUAGCAUCUGCGAACUCGAUGCCAAGCGGCCGCUGAAGGAGCACACACUCUCCUGGUCAAAGCGCCCACCCUGCGUUCGACAGCUUGUUCCCGUCGACGCGAAGAUCGGAGGAGAGGUCGAACUGGAACCGUUCGCCUGCAAGUCGGACUCUUAUCUGACGUAUCAGAUCUCCUGCGCUGAAGACUCGCCUGGGUGUAAUGUGGAUGUUUGGACGAAUCACAACCAGACCUGGGGAGUCUUCAUCAAUCAGUAUCAAACUUUGUAG
Messenger RNA from Cyclocybe aegerita, 831 nucleotides. NCBI's taxonomy places the organism in Eukaryota, Fungi, Basidiomycota, Agaricomycetes, Agaricales, Hemipholiotaceae. The record is from the annotation of a GenBank genome assembly.